AUGCAGAAGCCGGCCGGCUGGCAGGAGGAGCAGGCGGUGGAGAUCCGUCGGGACUGGAUAGCCUUCCUGGCCGACGGCAUGGGGAUCGACACCCGAGGAGCCACGGGCGCGGACCUGGAGGCUCUCGUGGUCCGCACAAUGUUGGAGCAGGCGGAGGAUGACCUAUUUCAAGAUUCUUUCGACGAGUGGGACACCGACGAGGAAGAAGAGGAAGACAGGCUUCACCCCAAGGGCGAAAGACGGAAAGGCGUCGCGAAAGGGCGAAAAUCCCGCAGCCAUAGCAGGACUCGAUACCUCAGCUCGUGCGCGGACGAGGACGACGGGGCUUCCUCCGCGGCGAGCGGCGGCGGCGGCGGCUUGAAGGCCAAGAAAAGGCAGCCCCUCGGCGGCAUGCUAGGCUCCAAGCUCCUCCGCCGGUCUCAGACCACGGGAGACAUGGACGCUACUCAGAAGGGUGGAGCCGCCAGCAGAAACCAAGGGCAUUCCGCCGCCGCCGCCGCCGCCGCCGGUGGUAGGAGUAGCAGCCGAGACGCAGCAGCUCACGGACCGGGGCGAGGGAAGGCAGCGGGGAGCCUUGCGCCCGGAGGUCCGCCUGGCACCGAGGCGGACGCAUUGACCUCGUCGGGGUUGCUCUCGGUGGACCCGGCCGGCGGGGGCGGGGGCGCCGGCAUGAGGCGGGGGAGCGGCGGCAGUGAGACGGCGGCGGCGGCCUCCGGCAAGGGUGGGGGAAGGAGCCGACGACGGCGAGAAGGAGGCCGUGGUGGUGGUGCGGCCGGCGCCUCCGCCGCCGCCGCCGCCUCCCCCUCCGUGCAACUCCUGCUGUCGGCCGACCGGAAGGGCGGCGGAGGCGGCGGCGGCGGCGGCGGCGACGUCGCCGGGUUCCUUGACUCGAAGAUGUCGGCGGCGAUAGAGGCCGCGAUAUUCGCGGCCAACACCAGCAGCGGCAGCUUCGAGGCCUCCUUCUCGGAGGACAAAGUGGGCGGAGGACGGGCGGCGCCGGCUAAUGCCGCCGCUGCUGGUGGUAUCUUGGGAGCCGCGCCUACCGGGGGCGGGGGUGGUAGCAAGUCGAGGUGGGGACUCGGCGUCGCGUCGUCGUCGUCUAGGCAGCACGGGGGCCGGGACGAGGACGGCGGCGAGAGGCCUCGGGCAGAUGCGUCUGCUGCUGCCGUUGCCGCGGAGCGCUUGGCGAAGGGAUCGGCUUCCGAGCCGCGGGUUGCGACAUCAUCCGACGGUAGGGGAAAGCAGCAGAGCAGACAAACCGUCUUGCUUAAGACUGCGGCGGCAUCAACCGGCGGUAGUGGCGCCGGGGGGGGGGGUCUUUCGGCGUUACCACGGGGCGGCGUCGACGACCCGGCCCCGGAGGACAUCGCUAGGUUAGGCGAUCGCCGGCCCAGUGGCAACGGCGUGGGUCCUGCGCCGCCGUCGUCGCGCGGCGGCACGUGGGCGGACGGCUUCGGCCGAAAGGGGUCUUCGUCUCGCAGACCGUCCAUCGCGCCGGGACCAUCGUCGGAGGAGCGGGAGGAAGCCGCCGCCCCCCAAGAGGGGGAAGGAGGCCGCGAGGAAGGGGAGCUGGCGAGGGAGGCGGUGGCGGCGGUGGCAAGAGCCAUCGCUAACGGUAGCGCGACGGCGGCGAACGGCGCCAUCGACGAAGAUGCGUUGUUAGCGGCGUCAAUGCUCGGGGAAGCGCCGACGGAGGAGGUCGGGAGAAGCGCCGCUAAUACGACCCCGUUCUACACGGAGCGCACACGGAGCGGCGGCGGGGGCGGCGGCGGCGAUGCAUCGCACAAGUCGUCUCGACCAUCACGACGAGGCUCUCGCACGAAGGCCAGGCCUACCGGCACCGAUCCGGCCCGCAGCGACCGCAAGAGAGCAAUCUCGGCCGGAAGGAUAGGGCCGGACUUGAGGUACGAAGGGGCGGGGGGCGGCAGCAGGGGUAGUAGUCGAGACGGGGGAUCGGGGAGAGUCGGCGGCCGGGGGGAGCCGAAGCCCGCCGGUGGACAGAAGCCAAGGGGGCGUUCUAGAGAGCGGCGAGGAGUCGUUGCUCGGAACGGUACGGAGGCCGUGGCGCCGGGGGUAGAGCGGGCGGGCGAAGAGGAGGGAGGGGCGGCGGCGGCGCCGGCGCCGGCGCCGGGGGGAGUGGGCUUGAAGCGCGAUUCGGACUCGUCGCGAAGCGUGGUGCAGAACACGGGGGCGGCGGCGGCAGCGGCGGCGGCGGCCGACGACGGGGGCUACGGGAGCGACUGGGACAAGCUUGAGAUGCAUCGGGCCGUGUAUGCCAGCGACAAGCCGGGGCUCCGGCUGUUCAUGCAGGCGCGGCCCCGGGGCCUGAAGCAGGCGGACCACCACGGCAACACCCCGCUGCUGUUGGCCCUCAAGCUGGGACGCACGGAGAUGGCCUGGCUGAUGGUCCGGGCAGGGGCGGAGCUUGACCUCCCCAGCGACGGCAGCUUCCACCUUCUGGAUGAAGCGAUCGUGCACGGCGACGAAGACCUUCUGGUGGAGGUUUACGGGCGGCUGCAGCGGCAGUCGUGGGCGAGGUGGAGGGCCAAAGUGCCGGAUCUCCUGUCUCUGCUGGACGAGAGCAUUCCGGACUUCUACAUGGAGAUGCACUGGAGCUUCGAGUGCAGCAACGUGCUCGCGCCCAUCGUGAAGGCCGUCGCGCCCCACGACCACUACCGCAUCUGGAAGAAGGGCUCGUGGCUAAGGAUGGACUCGACCAUCACAGGGUACACGAAGCGGCUCAAGACCCAGCGUGGGAAGGUGUCGCUGCUGUUCCUUGGCAACGAUAGCCCUGCCCCGGGAACUCUUAUCAAGCUCGAUCACGGCAAGAGGAAGAUCUACAACGUGCUGCGGCGGCUGGAGAGCCCGACGCCGUCGGAGGUCCGGCGGACCUGCAGGCGCUACCUGUCCCCGGGGCAAUCGAAGCGGCCGGCCAGCCAGGUCGAUGCGUACGUGAUCAAAUCGAGUGCGCUAAACUUCAAGCCCGUAAAGGACUACUCUGGCAAGCUCAAGACCGGCACCGUGGGGCCGUGGGCGUGCGAGAUGUACGAGUGCACGGGAGACAUGCAGCUGCAGGCGUUCCGCAAGGGGGCCGGGGACAACCUGCUCUCCGGUCUCUCCAUGAAGAACUACUUCGACGUGCGGCAGACCUUGGAGGAGAAGGUGAUGCGAGCUGGAGGCAAUGGUGGUGAGGGGUCCGGGGUUGCCGCGACGCCUUCGUCGGGUCCCGGAUCGCUCUUCAACUUCGGGGAACGGUCCGCGCAGAGCCAGAAGGCCAAGAUGCUGGCCAAGCUGAACACGCCCCACAAGCGCUUCGAGAAGAAGAUCAAGGCGAGCAUGUGGAUGAGCCAGGACUUCCCCCUCACGCUCGAGCACGUGACUCCUAUGCUGGAGGUCUUGUCUAUGCAGGACAAGGUCAUCCACAAGCUUAAGGAGGUUUUGACGACGAAGGGCAUGCGGGAGGCGGGGUUCCCGGCCAAGGUGUCCCUCCCGCUCUACCUCGGGGUGUACGCCGCGGUGACGUUCGACAACUGCAAGGUCUUCAAGCCGGGGGAGCUGGAGCCGGAGCUGUUUCUGGUGAAGCCGGACUACUCUUCCUCGAGACGGAUGCAGAAGGUGGCGGUGCACGCUUAA
Messenger RNA from Ectocarpus siliculosus, 3633 nucleotides. NCBI's taxonomy places the organism in Eukaryota, Phaeophyceae, Ectocarpales, Ectocarpaceae. The record is from the annotation of a GenBank genome assembly.